Quercus robur (English oak) is the source of this 1137-nucleotide messenger RNA. RefSeq lists its product as uncharacterized. The record is from RefSeq and is a predicted model, not a curated record. Gene Ontology annotation, cellular component: TRAPP complex. Bases 194 to 703 code for a protein of 169 amino acids. The transcript is spliced from 5 exons. Lineage: Eukaryota; Viridiplantae; Streptophyta; Magnoliopsida; Fagales; Fagaceae. Gene Ontology annotation, biological process: endoplasmic reticulum to Golgi vesicle-mediated transport.
UCAAAGCUUAUGAUACGGCACCCGUUUCAACAAAACUCAAUCACUCCCAAAUCACAGAGCACAUCCGCCUGAAAAUCGCGGAGCCCAUCCACCUGAAAACCAUCGGCUCAUCGUGAACCCAUCAGCCCUACCAGAUCAGGUCCAAGGCGGCGGCGGCACGGCGGCGGGAUUGUGAUAUUAGUAAAUUCUUGGAAUGCAAUUCUUUGGGGGUUCAGAGAUCAGUCCAUCGCCGCCAGCACCGACGGCAUCUGGGAACAAUGCGCACAUGAUGUAUGUGUUCAAUAGGAAUGGGGUGUGCUUGCUUUACAGAGAGUGGAAUCGACCACUUCACACCCUCAAUGCACAGCAAGAUCACAAGCUCAUGUUUGGUUUGCUUUUUUCGCUCAAGUCCUUAACUGCCAAGAUGGAUCCAACUAAUGCAGAGAGAGGAAACCUUGGGGUGCCUCAAUUACCCGGCCAAGGUUGCUCAUUUCACAGCUUUCGUACUAACACAUACAAACUUAGUUUCAUGGAAAGUCCUUCUGGGAUAAAGAUUAUUUUGGUUACUCAUCCUAGGACAGGUGAUUUGCGGGAAUCCCUGAAGUACAUUUACAACUUGUAUGUUGAUUAUGUUGCCAAAAACCCAUUGUAUACUCCAGGAACUCCAAUCAGGUGUGAACUAUUCAAUACAAAUCUUGACCAAUACGUAAGGAGCAUUGCUUAGAACAAUCCCCAUCUGUCCAUACCUGGGUGCAGAUGGAGAAGGUUUCUCUUCAUAUAGAUGCUCUUCUACUUCAUUUUCGGCCUACGUGCUCAGCCUGGCCCCAAGGAUUCUCAAUUAUUUAUCGGAUGUUUUGUGCCAACUUUAUAUAUAGAUUGUCACUAUGGCCUAUGGGAGACGAUCUGUCAUUCUAAUAGGUGAACUUUGGGCUUAUUCUUUACCUAGGUUUUAUCCAUUAAAGAUUCAUGUUCAUUAUGGAAGAUGUUGGAUGCAAACAUAAUUUAGUUGGGGUUUAGACUAUUUCUAUACCAUUUGAUUGUGGUACAAAUUCUUUUAAAUGCCUUUAGGAUGUGUUGUGUUGUGUUUGUUACGCAGGAAUUCAUGAUGAGAAUUGAUAAUUUCUGAGAUUCAUAAGAAAAUGGUUUUUAUCUAUUUAA